Suillus paluster is the source of this 432-nucleotide messenger RNA. RefSeq names its product ribosomal protein S7 domain-containing protein. Gene Ontology annotation, molecular function: structural constituent of ribosome; mRNA binding; rRNA binding. Gene Ontology annotation, cellular component: ribosome. The record is from RefSeq and is a predicted model, not a curated record. Lineage: Eukaryota; Fungi; Basidiomycota; Agaricomycetes; Boletales; Suillaceae. The transcript is spliced from 2 exons. Gene Ontology annotation, biological process: translation; ribosomal small subunit assembly. Bases 1 to 432 code for a protein of 143 amino acids.
AUGCUCAUUCCGCCAGCAACUGACCCCCUCCUUCAUUUCCUCGCGUCUUCGCUGCAGCACCACGGAAAGCGUGCAAGGGCAGAGCGCGUCGUUUCACGUACUCUCCUCUAUAUUCAUGCUCUCACUCGCGCACCACCGCUACCUAUCCUGCGCCAUGCUCUCAUCACUGCUUCCCCCGCAGUCAAGUGCAUAUCACACAAACGCGCAGGAAAGAACGUUGUUCGACCUGCCGCACUUACAGAAAAACAGCGCAUAAGGGCGGGUGUUCAUGCUGUAUUGGCCGCUAGCAAAAACAAAAGUGGGAAGACGUUGGAGGAGCGUUUAGCCCGAGAGAUCAUUGCUGUUGUUAAUGGAGAUAGCAAAGCCCUCACUGACAAGGAGCUGGCGCACAAACAAGCCAUGGUCAAUAGGGGCAACGCGCUCGUGAGAUGA